GCAGCUAACAGAGCUUGUCUCUGCGAUUUGGAAUCGUCAAUCGUCAUCUCUCUCUCUCUCUCUCUUUCUCUCGUGCUUGGAGUGGGAGAGUCCGGACUGAUGAGCGCACAGGACUAAAAACACAUUCUUUUGCUUUCCAAUCUUCUCCAUCCUUGGCCUUCUGUUGAUGCUUAUUUCUCUGCCUGAAGGAACCUCCAAAGGAUAAUAGUAUUUUGUUGGCUUUUCCUUUGCCUGCUUCUUCUCUCCUCUUUCUUCUUCGUCUUCUUCAGAUCUGAAAGUUAUCUGAAGUAGUUUUAUAAGCUUGGGCUAAGAUCUCACUUGUUGUGAACAAUGAGCAAGGAAGAUGACAUCAAGUUCCUCAAAAUACAGACGUGUGUGCUGAAGGUAAACAUACACUGUGAUGGCUGCAAGCAGAAGGUGAAGAAGCUGCUUCAGAAAGUUGAUGGAGUUUUCCACACUAACAUUGACGCUGAGCAGGGGAGAGUAACAGUCUCCGGCAAUGUAGAUCCGGCCACACUAGUAAAGAAGCUCAACAAAGCCGGAAAGCACGCAGAGAUUCUUCUUCCCAAGGGCGUCAACAUCACUCAGCUGCAAAAACACCAACAGGACAACCAAAAAGCUCACCAGAAUAAAGACAACGGCAAGCCCCCUAAAUCCAGCGCCGGCGCCGGAAACGGCGGUGGCGGAGGAAAAGACCAGAAGGGCCAAGCAACACAGGCGCAGCCGAUGAAAGGGCUCAAAGAUCUGAAGUUUCCCCAGCUAAAAGACUUGAAGUUUCCCUUCCAUAAAGAUCCAAAAUCGGUGAAGUUCGCUCUUCCACCAGAAGUCGGCGAAGAUUGCAGCGAUUACGACGAUUACGACGAUGAAGAUGACGACGACUUCGAUGAUGAGGAGAUGGACGAGUUCGACAGUUUCGACGCCGACUUCGAUGACGACUUCCGGAACCUCAAACUCAAGCCUGGUUCUGCUCCGCCUAACCACCCUAGUGCGGCCAUGGUGAUCCCCGACAAGAAGAACGGGAAGAAAGGGGGAGCUGUUGAAAUCCCGGUGCAGGUCAAGGGAAUGAACGGAAACAACGAUGGUAAGAGCGGGAAGAAGGGUGGGGUCAGCCAGAAUCAGGCCGGCGGCGGGGGCGGAAAAAACGCCGGCAAGGUCCCGGGCGGUGGUGGCGUGACGCAGGACGUCAAGAAUGCUGGAAACAAUGGCGCCCCCAAGCCCAACGCUAAUUCUGGGAAGAAAGGCGGCGGUGGUGCAGGCGGCGGCGGCGGCGGUGGCUUAAAGAACGAGGCUGCCGGAGGUGCCCCCAACACCGCCAAAGGCGGAAUGAUGGGCCCUCCUGCCGGUUUUCCAGUGGGCAUGAACGCCGGGCAAAUGGGCUUCAUCCCGCCUAUGGGUCAGGCAGCAGGAGCCGUGCAGGGUCUACCCCCUGGCAUGGCGCCGCAGGGUUACUUUCCCGCCGGCGGGAUGCCAGCGAUGAGCCCUGAAAUGAUGGCUGCCGCCGCCGCCGCCGCUGGCGGCGCUGUAAAUCCGUACCAACAGCAAUACAUGGCAGCGAUGAUGCAGCAACAGCAGAGAAUGAUGAUGAACGGCCAGGAUCGCGGAUACCCACCGAUGAUGGGUUAUCCCCGGCCUCCACCGCCCCCGGCGAUGUACAUGUCGCAGCCGCCUCCCUAUGCCGAACCUUACACCAACUACUUCAGCGAUGAAAACGCCAAUAGCUGCUCGAUUAUGUGAUGGAAGAGAUGGAUAAUUCGAAACAUGGAGAAUAUAAGUGGGUUAAUUAGACAAUUUCUUAGAAAAAAAUUUUAAUUUUGUUUUGCUCUCACUAAGUUGCAGGUUGUCGUUCUAAGUUUUCAAGUUAUAAUUAUAAUCUUAUAUGUGUAA
Molecule: messenger RNA, 1884 nt
Organism: Dendrobium catenatum
Lineage: Eukaryota; Viridiplantae; Streptophyta; Magnoliopsida; Asparagales; Orchidaceae
Product: heavy metal-associated isoprenylated plant protein 32
Exons: 3
Coding region: 331-1734 (467 amino acids)
Molecular function (GO): metal ion binding
Source: RefSeq, a predicted model, not a curated record